Molecule: messenger RNA, 4723 nt
Organism: Oncorhynchus mykiss (rainbow trout)
Lineage: Eukaryota; Metazoa; Chordata; Actinopteri; Salmoniformes; Salmonidae
Source: RefSeq, a predicted model, not a curated record
CAACAAAUCAAAGGCAUAUACAAUGUUUUUUAAAGGAAAUUAAAACGUAUCAGUUUUUCACUUUGAUGGGGUUCGAGUAAUAACAUGUUCAACUACUUAAGACAUUGGCUCGAAUCUAAGUUGUGUCUUUAGAUUUCUAGAAAACUAAUAACCAAUCAUUGACUUCUCAAAAAACGGCCUAGUCAAUUUGGUCUGUUUCGCAAGAGUUCCAAUAAGUCUCGCCUCUGGGCUUAGAAACCAGUAGAAACUCCGUGUUCCAAGUUUCGCUUCUGAACUUUCUUUGAUUCCUCAAUUCCGUAUGGUCCUAAACGAAGCAAGAAUAACAACAACCAGUCAGUAUAAUUUCGAAACUAACGUUAUCCAUAUCAAGCUUAGGCUAUAAAUCGCCAAAAGAAACGCCAAUGACUUGGUAACAAAUCAUUUUGAAAAUAUAGAAUUAAGACAGAUACUAGUCAGGUAGGAGAUUCCUUGAUAACGUUAGCUGCGCUCGGUUGGUCUGCUCCAAACUAUUGUGGCGAUUGUAAAUAUUGCUUCAAGAAAUCAAACAGGUCACUGAUAGCAUACAACAUAGUUUGCAUUUCGCACGUCCUUUUUUAUUUUGACAACUCACAUUUCUUCGAAAGGCAAUGUCUAGAAUGCUGAGCAAGGAUCUUCCAGAUAUCGAGAAUAUCCUGGCCCUGAACCCCCGGGUGAAGAGCCAUGCUGAUAUCUGCUCCACCUCUGCUAAGAAAGUAGAGAAGAAGCACUGGAAAAGAAACCCAGAGAAAGGCUGUGAUUCUGUCCCCUACCCCAGGCUCAUCUCCGCUCCGGAGGGGUCCCGGGGAUUUGAUAGGGCCGAUGCCAUGACAACGGCUCACCCCGACCCCAAGAGAGAGGAGGGUGAUGACGUGCGGUGGUUUAAAUGAUCCGCUGGACCAAUAACAUUGCAAUAGCUGCGUGACGCUGGAGAACAAUUUUGAUGACAUCAAACACACAACUCUGAGCGAGCGCGGAGCACUUCGGGAAGCAAUGAGGUGCCUGAAAUGUGCAGAUGCCCCAUGUCAGAAAAGUUGCCCUACCAACCUGGACAUCAAGUCAUUCAUUACCAGUAUUGCCAACAGGAACUACUAUGGGGCGGCGAAGUCGAUCUUGUCAGACAACCCCUUAGGCCUGACUUGUGGCAUGGUGUGCCCGACCUCUGACCUCUGUGUGGGGGGCUGUAACCUCUACGCCUCUGAGGAAGGACCAAUCAACAUCGGGGGGCUCCAGCAGUUCGCCACUGAGAUCUUUAGUAAGAUGGGCAUUCCUCAAGUGAGGAACCCAGCUCUCCCUCCUCCAGACCAGAUGCCUAACAGCUUCCACUCCAAGAUCGCUCUGAUUGGCUGUGGCCCGGCCAGCAUCAGCUGUGCUUCCUUCCUGGCUCGCCUUGGCUACGAUGACAUCACCAUAUUCGAAAAACAGAAGUGGAUCGGCGGACUGAGCUCUGCGGAGAUCCCUCAGUUCAGGCUGCCAUAUGAGGUAGUGCACUUCGAGGUGGAGCUGAUGAUGGAUUUGGGCAUCAAGGUGGUGUGUGAGAAAGCCCUGGGCCAGGACGGGAUGACUCUGCUCUCUCUGAGAGAUGAAGGUUACAAAGCUGUCUUUAUCGGCAUUGGUCUUCCACAGGCUAACAGACAUAAAAUAUUUGAGGAGCUGACGAUCGAACAAGGCUUCUACACGUCAAAGGAUUUCCUACCUUUGGUCUCCAAAGCCAGCAAAACAGGAAUGUGUAGCUGCAAGUCUUCCCUGCCAGAGCUGCGUGGCACGGUGAUUGUUCUGGGUUCAGGAGACACAGCUUUCGACUGUGCCACUUCUUCCCUGCGCUGCGGUGCCAAGCGGGUCUACGUGGUGUUUAGGAAAGGCUUCACCAACAUCAGGGCUGUCCCCGAGGAGAUGGAGCUGGCCAUGGAAGAGAAGUGUGAGUUCAUGCCCUUCCUGUCCCCUCGUGAGGUCAUCAUGAAGGCGGGUCGCUUGGCGGGAAUGGAGUUCUGUCGUACGGAGCUGACAGACGAAGGUGAUUGGAUGGAGGACGAGGAUCAGAUCAUACGCCUCAAGGCCGAUUACAUCAUCAGUGCCUUCGGAUCCAUGCUGAGCGACCCCAAAGUGAAAGAGGCCAUGGCUCCGGUGCGGUUGAACCGCUGGGGUCUCCCAGAGCUGGACCCAGAGAGCAUGCAGAGCAGUGAGUCCUGGGUGUUUGCUGGGGGCGACGUGGCAGGACAGGCAAACACCACCGUGGAAUCAGUCAACGACGGCAAACAGGCAUCUUGGCACAUGCACAAGUACCUACAGUCUCUCCACGGCCAGACGGUGUCCAGCGUCCCCCAGCUCCCUCUCUUCCACUGUGCCAUCGACUCUGUGGACAUCGGUGUGGAGAUGUGUGGGAUCAGGUUCCCCAACCCCUUUGGCCUGGCCUCCGCUCCCCCCACCACCAGCACAGCCAUGAUCCGCAGGGCCUUCCUGGAAGGAUGGGGCUUCGCUCUCACCAAGACCUUCUCUCUGGACAAGGACUUGGUGACCAACGUGUCUCCCCGCAUCGUGCGUGGGACGACCUCAGGCCCCAUGUUCGGUCCGGGACAGAGCUCCUUCCUCAAUAUCGAGCUGAUCAGUGAGAAGACUGCAGCCUACUGGUGCCAGAGUGUUACCGAGCUCAAAGCUGACUUCCCCAACAAGGUCAUUAUCUCCAGUAUAAUGUGCAGCUACAACAAAGCUGACUGGACAGAGCUUGCCAAGAUGGCAGAGGCCUCAGGAGCUGAUGCCUUGGAGUUGAAUCUGUCUUGCCCACAUGGUAUGGGGGAGAGGGGCAUGGGACUGGCCUGUGGGCAGGAUACAGAGUUGGUGCGUAACAUCUGCCGCUGGGUGAGACAAGCUGUCCAGAUCCCCUUCUUCGCCAAACUGACCCCAAACGUCACCAACAUUGUGGAUAUAGCCAUGGCAGCACACGAAGGUGGUGCAGAUGGCGUCACAGCAACCAACACGGUAUCUGGGCUGAUGGGGCUCAAGGCAGACGGCACUCCUUGGCCUGGCAUUGGCCGUGGCAAGAGAACCACAUAUGGCGGCGUGUCUGGAAACGCCAUCCGGCCCAUCGCCCUGCGUGCUGUAUCCGCCAUCGCCAAAGCCCUGCCUGGCUUUCCCAUCCUGGCCACUGGGGGCAUCGACUCAGCGGAGUCUGGUCUGCAGUUCCUUCAUGCUGGAGCUUCUGUCCUGCAGGUGUGCAGCGCGGUGCAGAACCAGGACUUCACUCUGAUCGAGGACUACUGCCUGGGUCUAAAGACCCUGCUCUACCUGAAGAGCAUCGAGGAGCUACAGGACUGGGAUGGCCAAUCACCUCCCACAUUGCGCCACCAGAAGGGCAAACCUGUCCCGCGACUGGAGGAACUGGUGGGCAAGAGUUUACCCAGCUUUGGACCCUAUCUGCUUGAGAAGAAAAAGGUUUUGGCCGACUACAAGAAGGCAGUGAGAGACUACGUUGAGAAGACCACAGUAGUGGAGGCCAAUGGCACCAGAACGUACACCCCCAAGAGACCAGUCCCAGCUGUCAAGGAUGUUAUAGCCAGGGCUCUGAAGCACAUCGGUGCAUACGGGGAGCUGAACAACACAGAGCAGGUCGAGGCUGUUAUAGAUGAGGAAAUGUGUAUCAACUGUGGCAAGUGCUACAUGACCUGCAAUGACUCUGGGUACCAGGCUAUUUCGUUUGACCCUGAGACCCAUUUCCCUAUAGUUAACGACAGCUGCACCGGCUGCACUCUCUGUCUCAGUGUCUGCCCUAUCAUCGAGUGCAUCAAAAUGGUUACCAGGACAACACCGUAUGUGCCCAAGAGAGGCCUGCCUCAAGCCGUCAUGCCCGUAUGCUGAAACUAAAGGAUGGAGUGAAAGAAAGAAGAAACAAAAACCUCCACCAAUGUCUGUUUGACAACAUCGAUUCCUCUGCUUUGUAAUUGUGCUGUGAAAAAUUACCUUGAUUAUAUGAAAAUAAUUAUUAGUGUGGAUAAAUAAUUGCCUUAUAUAUUCCCAAGCCAAUUAUCUACAAAUAAUCAACCGGGCGGCAAAACGUGGCAUUAUUUCUAAACAAUGGUGGUGUGGGGAUGUGUUGUUGUUUUUGUCGUUGAGUUUUUUUUUUUAUCUUCCCCGUUGUGUCAAGGCUGUGAUAAUGAGAGUGAAGGUGGAAGAGAAGAGGGGAGGAAGAGAAAGGAGGGAGGAAGGGGAAGGCAGAAAAUAAUGGAUGUUUAUGUAUCUGGCCUCUAUCUGACAAACUGACGCACCAAUGCUACAUUUCCUAACAAGCAUGCGUGGAUGGCAGUCGGACCACAAGCCCAGAGCUAUGAAAUUAGACAUGAUAUGUUGGGAGGGAUAAUCAGAAGGAUCAGAAGUGGUAAGGAACAAAGAUGAAUAGGUGAUCGUGACAGCCUGAGGUAUUCCACCUGUGAAUGUCCAGACAAUCUCCUCUCUCUCAUACCACAUCAGCACUGGAGGUCAUUGUUUCAUGUUUAUCAAGCACUGCAUCUGUUUAGCUUGGUUCCUCCAAGUGUUAGCUACAAGCCAGCUUUACUUUUAGUUUAACUUGCCCUGCACUCCCAGUGUUAGCUACAAGCCAGCUUUACUUUUAGUUUAACUUGCCUUGCACCAAAGCUUAGAAUGUAUUCUACUAUUACUACUAAUACUAUUUGCAUCUGUCUGUGGUUAUGUGGAUUACACAUUGAUUGUGUUAACA